GAAAAAAGCCAAAACUCGCGCCUACAUCGAUUGACUCGGUAGCGUGCUGAAUUUCUUUGAACGAACGAAAUUAAUGAAAUAACGCCUGUACAUGCGGUGUCUGUUAAGCUAGUGCUGUAAAAAUUAUAAAGAGAACGAUAAGUGCGUGUUUUUACAAAUAUAAUGUUUCGUGCUUAGUGCCUGUUACGAUCGCCGUUCAAAUUUGUGUGUGAAUUUUGUGUGUAGUGAUCAUCUAAUUUGUCGCUACGCCGGGCCAUCUGCUGGACCGUGCAUGACUCCUGAAGGACUCGUGCUACCGGAUUACUAACCCAGGUCUUGCUUGACAAAUCAAUAGACUCGAGCUGUCGGAAUGGCUGAGACGGACUCAGAGACGAUCCCGAACGGCACCGGGCCCCUGUCCACCGAGGAGGAAGACGAGCGCUUGAAGCAGCGUCCGGCCGACAUCGACGCCGAUGUCCGCGAAAUGGAACGCCGGAAGCGCGUCGAAGCUCUCAUGUCCUCGAAGCUGUUCCGCGAAGAAUUGGAACGGGUCCUCGACCAGCAGAUGCACGAGGGCGGCGACGCUCCGCUCCUGCAGAGGAUCAAGGAGAUGGUCGGCGGGAGACUGCACACCGGAAGCCUCAGGGGUCCUAGCUGCGUUCUGCCGAUCAACGACAUCCGAGGUAUCGAAGGCAUAGGCUAUGAGAAGGGGGAGAAGAUACUCCGCUGCAAGCUGGCCGCCGUGUACCGGCUGGUGGAUUUGUUUGGUUGGACAACAACCGGAGUGACGGGGCAGAUAACGGCCCGUCUGAACACGGCCGAGGAGCAGGUGCUGACGUUGCCGCGCGGUCUGCUGCCCCACGAGGUGACCGCUUCGUCCCUGGUCAAAGUGGACAUGCAAGGCGUCGUCCAGGACCAGGGCACCACCAACUUUCCGGUCAACGUCGAAGGUUUCUCCGUGCACGCGUCCGUGCACGCGGCCCGUCCGGACCUGCGCUGCGUGGUGCACGUGCGCGCGCCCUCCGCUCUCGCCGUGUCCGCCACGCGGCGCGGCGUCCUGCCCCUAUGCCAGGAGGCGGCCCUCCUCGGCGAGGUCGCGUACCACACUCUACCCUACGGCGUGCUGGACAACGCUGAGCGCGACAAGCUGGUCCGCGCGCUGGGCCCGCACGCCAAGGUCGUGGUGCUGAGCGGGGCUGGAGCGCUGUGCUGCGGUGCCACGCUGGAGGAGGCCUUCCUGCACGCGCGUCUGCUCACUGCCGCUACCGACGCGCAACUGAAGUUAGCAGCCACGCCGCUGGAUGACCUCAUCCUGCUAGACGACGAAACGCAGAGACAGAUGUACGAGGCGUCCCGCAAGCCGCCCGCCGACGCGAGCAAGUGGCGCGUGGGCGGCGAGGAGUUCGAGGCUCUGAUGCGGAUGCUGGACAACGCCGGCUUCCGGACCGGCUACAUCUACAGGCAUCCCCUCAUCAAGAACGACGUGCCGAGACCCAAGAAUGACGUGGAAGUUCCACCAGCCGUGUCGUCCCUCGGCUAUCUGCUCGAAGAGGAGGAGCUGUACAAACAAGGGUUGUGGAAGAAAGGUCAGGGGAAGACCGGUGAGCGAACCCGCUGGCUCAACUCUCCGAACGUCUACCAGAAGGUCGAGGUUCUGGAGACUGGCACCAGCGACCCCAAGAAGAUCACUAAGUGGGUGGACGUUAACAACGAAGAGUGGAUCCAAGAUGGCUCGGCUCAAUCGAGUACGCCCGUUAAAAUCGAUACAUUGCAAUUCGUACCGAAAAAUACGAACCCAAAGGAAUUUAAGAAGCUUCAACAACAGAUCAAAGAGAAUCGCCGCGCGGACAAGAUAAGCGCCGGUCCCCAGUCCCACAUCCUCGAGGGGGUGACCUGGGACGAAGCCAGCAAGAUGGUCGGCGAGGACGCCGUGAACACCCACACGGGGGACCAUGUGGUGCUGAUGGGAGCGGCCUCGAAGGGCAUCAUCCAGCGCGGCUACCAGCACAACGCGGCCGUGUACAGCGCGCCCUACGCCCGGAACCCCUUCGACCAUAUCACCGACAACGAGAUCGACGAGUACCGGCGCGACGUCGAGCGCAAGCGGCGCGGGAACGAAUACGACACUGACUUGUCCGAAUCGGAGGCGAUCAGCGCGGCGCAGAUGACGUCACCGGCCAGCGCCCCGUCCGAGACCGAAGAGGAGUCGCGCGACGAACACCGAGUUUUGAGAAUAGAGACCAAGCAAGCGCCGGUCCGAAGCCAACCAGAAGUGGUCCUGAGCGAUGUUGAUACAACUGAUUUCUUGAACGCGGAGAGAGCCCAUGUCGACAGUACUAGAGGUGACCACACUGUUAACGGUGACCAUUCGGAUGCCCAUCAGAGUACAUUUUCUCACAGCAGUAAAGAGGUCUCCCAGGGCUCUCCGUCGAAGGAGGCUUCCACCGAGGACUCGCCCAAGAAGGACAAGAAGAAGAAGAAGGGACUCAGGACGCCGUCGUUUUUGAAGAAGAAGAAAGAAAAAAAGAAGGAGAAGUCCAGCACGCCGCAGCCUGCCUAGAUAUAAAUCCCACAAAGCUGUACUGCCAUUUCGCUUCAGAAAUUACUUGUAAUUUUAUUAUGAAUAUACUAAUUAUAAAAUUUAAAAAUAUAUU
Molecule: messenger RNA, 2633 nt
Organism: Bombyx mandarina (wild silkworm)
Lineage: Eukaryota; Metazoa; Arthropoda; Insecta; Lepidoptera; Bombycidae
Gene: hts
Product: adducin 1-like protein hts
Cellular component (GO): cytoskeleton; postsynaptic density; plasma membrane
Molecular function (GO): actin filament binding
Source: RefSeq, a predicted model, not a curated record